CCGCUCAUCUCCGGAUCAGUACGAGCUGUGUCGAAUCUCAUCUCUGAUCAACACCCCCGUCAUCAGACAUGUCUGUGGCCAACGACUUCGGAAACCCUUUAAGAAAAUUCAAGCUGGUGUUUCUGGGCGAGCAGAGCGUGGGGAAGACGUCCCUGAUCACGCGCUUCAUGUACGACAGCUUCGACAACACGUAUCAGGCGACGAUUGGAAUAGACUUUCUAUCUAAGACCAUGUAUCUGGAGGACAGAACGGUUCGGUUGCAGUUGUGGGACACCGCAGGACAGGAGCGCUUCAGGAGCCUCAUUCCCAGCUACAUACGAGACUCCACCGUGGCUGUAGUGGUGUACGACAUUACGAAUGUGAAUUCUUUUAAGCAGACCUCUAAAUGGAUUGAUGAUGUCAGAACAGAGCGAGGUAGUGAUGUCAUCAUCAUGCUGGUGGGGAACAAAACAGAUCUGGCGGAUAAGAGGCAGAUCACGAUCGAGGAGGGCGAGCAGCGGGCGAAGGAGCUCAGCGUGAUGUUUAUCGAGACCAGUGCCAAGACGGGCUACAACGUCAAGCAGCUGUUUCGACGUGUGGCCGCCGCCCUUCCUGGCAUGGAGAGCAUGCAGGACACGAGCAAAGAGGGCAUGAUCGACAUCAAGCUGGACAAACCGCAGGAGCCGAGCACCACCGAGGGAGGAUGUUCCUGUUAAUGCGCUUCACCCCAUCACACACCUUCAUUCACACCACGUUGCUUGUUGUGUUGCUUCCUGUUGGUCUGUUUUCACUUCGGUUUUCCAGAUUGGACACACAGCGCUCGUCCCGCGAUCGGAAACAGUGUUCGGCCCGUCUCAGCUGUAAUAUAGUGACUUUAUUAACAAAAUCGCCAAAAAAAAAAGUUAAAAAUUUAAAAAUCAAGUCCAAAUUUUUACGGAAGGAAAAAUCUAGAACGAGGGAUGUUUGUUUUACCUUUUUUUGUAUUAUUAUCAUUAUUUUUGUAUAUUUAAAUGUUUAAACUGCUAGAACGGAGACGAUUCUAACAGACAGCAGGUAUCGAGAGGUCCAGACGUAGACGAGAAGCCGAUAAAUUAUUACUGCACUAGUGAAACUACAAAAAGUAAACAAAAGCAAGCAAGCGUGCAUGCAAGACCUUUACUUAGUCAUUGUCGUUUUUAGUUUUGUGUUUGUGUUUUAUUUAAUUUGACACGAUCCUGCCGUUAUCCGCCGGCGUAUGUGUACACACACUUUACACACGUAUGUGAACACUUACUUACACUGUGUGGAAACUUCACGUCGAGUGUUUUAAUGUACUUCAGUGGCGCUGUACAGGAUCCAGCCUCGGAUAUCCCGAUCCGGAAGCUUUCAGAAGUGCAUCCUCGUAAAAUAUCCGGGAGUUGUGGUGCAUUCCUAAACAUACACACAAUUUUCUGGUCUUCUGGUGUUUUCUCAAAUUUAUUCGAUUGUUUAGUCUUAGUCUUUCUACUGUAGAAACGUUAUCUGUCAUGGAGGCUCAGUUAAAGGUUAAAGCUACAGUACGUACGUUAGUUUGAAUCUGCUGCAGUUACGACCUCUGCUGGCCGAUCGAUAGCGCUGCACAGAGACGGGGGAUAAUAGGGAUCAGUGCUUGCUGGGCUUCUGUCAGUCACGAUCAGGAGUUUGGGUUGAAAUGCAUUAAAAUCUUCGCGACUAUUUGAUUAAUGCAUGAAUGUAAAUUUAAUUCCUUCCUGUGAGCACCAGAUGAUUCGACACUGGACGACGGAUGCUUCAAAGCGUUCUCGCUAGUCCGUAUUUUUGCCAGUGAUGACAGAUUCAAUUCAGUUCACUUUUAGGUCACGGUUAUCUGCUGUAGAUGUCAAAAGUAGAAGAUGUCGCCACAUUUUCAUCACCGUAACUCGCUGUUGAUGUACAGAAGGCACAGGUAAAGGUUAAAGCUACAGUACAGUACGUUAGUUUGAAUCUGCUGCAGUUACGACCUCUGCUGGCCGAUCGAUAGCGCUGCACAGAGACGGGGAUAAUAGGGAUCAGUGCACGAUACGGAUCUCCGUGCGGGUGAAAAGAAACGGUCGGUACUGCACACGUGUCUGAAGGGGGCGUGUGGAAAAUGCAUUAAAAUCUUCGGUACUAUUUGAUUAAUGCAUGAAUGUAAAUUUGUGCCUAGGCGAUUUUUGCCCUGAUUUUCGCUCGUCGACAGGUCGCCGCUAGAUGUGAGCAACUCUGCGUUCGCUCGGGGCUCGAAAAUCAUCUCUCGAUCGCUGUGUGUGAACUGUUUAGCUCGCAGACUUGAGAAAAAUAUCCAGCAUGUUAAAUAUCUGGACUUGUCAACGACUCCAAAUCAUGUCGUGUGAAAGGUGUGGCGAUCAGGUUGAUUGUUGUGAACGUAAAAUACAGAAGAGAAACCACAGGGGGAGGAGGAGGGGUGUAAAUAUGUGGAACAGGGGCGUAAUAUAACGGCACACACUAUAAAGCUUUACAGUAUUUGUGACCUUAUCGUCCAUGCCGAACCAUCAUACCAACAUCUCCUUCACUCGGAUUCAUUUAUUUUUCCUCUUUGCUUUUACGCUGCACAUCAGCGCACAAACUUUGAUCGCUCGCUUCUUGUUGACGUGCAUUUUUGGACGGGGUGUCAUUAAACCCCUCGUCACUUCUCACGUGUGUUUUCGUGACUUCAGGAGAUUCGCCAGACCAGUGCGAGAUUCCUCCCGGUGAUAGACGGUGUAGUGUGUGACCCCCUAUCGCCGAUCAGUCGUGUAGUGUGAAAACCACGACGACUUAAAAGACUCCCGAUUACCCCAGCGGGAUAUUCCGCUAGCACACCAGCACCGGUCGGCUGGGCGCCAUCUGGCGGGCAUAAUUGGCAGUGCCUGCAGCAGACACUAAUCGGCCACCGUAUCUGCAGGGUGGGGGCCAGAUUAUGUAUGUGUGGGUGGGUGGGUCUUCAUACGCUGUGUAAGGAUCCUGAUUGGCGGAAUGCAUGGGUGAGAAGAGGCGUGUACAGCGACGUGCUCUCCUCGGAUGCAAUCUGGUAUCUCUCAGCAGCGGAGGUCCAGUCGUGUAGUGUGAACUUGGUCCGUGGUGCAAAACAGGUUGGGGACCACCGGUGUAGAGCGCAGAUCCAAGAACGUAGAUCCAAGAACCGUCUUUAGUGCUGCUCAAUCUCUUAAUGCAAUUCUGAUUCAAUUACAGACGCCAAUAUUCUGAUUUAAGUGCGCUGCAGAAGCUCUGAUUGCUUUUACUGACCACAAAAAAGAGAAGUGGUUGUUAUUAAAUCAGUUAAACGCUCUGUGAUACUUCUGUGCUGCCUACUGAUUGUCUAAAGGCACUAAAACCGAGAGCCUCGUGCUACACAUACACACGUGACGGUAUUUAUUUGUUGCUUAAUGAACUAAUGAACCGUUUCGGUUUGAUUGUUUACAUUCGUUUACUUGAACACAUUCGUUAGUUUCGUUCUUCCGUAUAAUCCACGAUGUAGAGAGAUUGGACUCCUGCACUGGCAUGAUCCGAAUGUAUAUAAACAGUAAUCCGGCGUUCAUGAGGUGUGUACCAUUCUUCUGUUGGCACGUCGCUCACUACACACCAUCACUGGCACUGUGUGUGUGUGUGUGUGUACGUUGGGUCUUGUUUGGGAGGGUCUCACUCCUGGUGUAAAUGUUCCUAAAGCGAGUCUGAUUGAUUCAGCGCUCGAUUCUUCAUUCACAUUGUACAGCGAUCUAGCAUGUCUGUCUAAACUAGUACCAACCAAUAAAAAAUCUUAUUACCUAA
Trichomycterus rosablanca is the source of this 3741-nucleotide messenger RNA. RefSeq names its product RAB6B, member RAS oncogene family a (gene rab6ba). The record is from RefSeq and is a predicted model, not a curated record. Lineage: Eukaryota; Metazoa; Chordata; Actinopteri; Siluriformes; Trichomycteridae. The transcript is spliced from 8 exons. Gene Ontology annotation, biological process: vesicle-mediated transport. Bases 69 to 695 code for a protein of 208 amino acids. Gene Ontology annotation, molecular function: GTP binding; GTPase activity.